AUGCGGUGGAUUCCUUCUCCAGGGGGUUCAAUGCUAGUGUCUCGUGGAUUGCUACAUAAAAUAAGACCGUCGCCUUCAGCUCAAUUGCCACUCUCUGUCUUCCCAUCUUCCUCCUUCGUCUUUGGUUCUCGCUGCCAUAGUGGUGCUGCUGUGACUCAGAAAUCCAGAAUGGCUCGGUUUCCCUCACAACAAAGUCGUCCGGUCCAUGCGACCCCCCAUGUGAACCACAAUGGGCCAAUUGAACAAAAUUAUGACACCGCCAACCCGGCCUAUAUUCGCAAGUAUCUCCGCACAUACGGCCUGACUCCUCCUCGCCCAGAAAGCUACGAGACCCAGAAGACACGGUGUCUCGCCCAGUUGGCCUUGAAGCAAACCCCCAUCGAUAAAUUCCUCUAUCUCAGCACUCUCCGUAAGAACAAUGUGCACCUGUUUUACCGUCUGGUCACAGAUCAUCUUAGGGAAUUGACUCCCCUCAUCUAUACCCCGGUCGUUGGCGAAGCCUGCCAGAGGUGGUCCGAGAUCUACCAGCAGCCGGAAGGUAUGUACCUUAGCUGGGAAGACCGGGGUAACUUGGCCUCUGUCAUUGCCAACUGGCCCCAGCCCAACGUUGAGAUCACAUGCAUCACCGAUGGUUCCCGAAUUCUCGGACUAGGUGACCUUGGCAUCAACGGAAUGGGUAUUCCCAUUGGCAAGUUGGCUCUCUACACCACAUGUGCUGGUAUCCGACCCGAGGCCACUCUCCCUUUGACUCUAGAUCUCGGCACAAGCAACAAGGCUCUCCGGGAAGACCCGCUCUACUUAGGUAGCCGCCGCGAUAAGAUCACUCCCGAUGAGGAGCGGGAGUUCUUGGACGAGCUGAUGGCCGCCCUGACGGAGCGCUGGCCGGGUAUCGUCAUUCAGUUUGAAGACUUCAAGAAUCCAUUCCCUGCGCUCGAACGGUAUCAGGAUGUCUACACAUGCUUCAACGAUGACAUCCAGGGUACUGGUGCCGUGAUCCUCGGUGGUGUCAUCAAUGCUGUGAAGCGCUCAGGGGUCCCUUGCAAGGACCAGCGUGCAGUUUUCUUCGGUGCGGGAAGUGCCGGAGUGGGUGUUGCGAAGCAGAUUGUUGCUUUCUUCAUGCGCGAGGGCAUGACCGAGGAUGAAGCUCGGUCAUGCUUCUGGCUCGUCGACACCAAAGGUCUUGUGACAGCAGACCGCGGUGACAAGCUUGCCGAACACAAGGUCUACUUUGCUCGCACAGACAAUGCGGGCCAGCAGUUCAAGACCUUGGAGGAAGUCGUCGACCACGUCAAGCCCUCGAUCCUGAUGGGUCUUUCCACCCAAGGUGGCGUUUUCACACCCGAGAUCCUGCGUAAGAUGGCUGAGUGGAACACCAACCCGAUGAUCUUCCCUCUCUCCAACCCUUCGUCUAAAUCUGAGUGUGACUUUGAGACCGCCGUGACAAACACCGACGGUCGUGUCCUCUUCGCCUCUGGCUCCCCCUUCCCUACAAUGUCUUUCACCAACUCGGCGGGUGAGACAAAGAUGUACUACCCCGGCCAGGGUAACAACAUGUAUGUUUUCCCUGGUAUUGGACUGGGCACAAUCCUGUCCAAGGCCGUCAAGGUCACCGACAGCAUGAUCUAUGCCUCCGGUGAGGCUCUCUCCAAGGCCCUCACCGCGGAGGAGAUUGAGCGUGGUCUCCUCUACCCUGAUCUGACCCGCAUUCGCAAGGUCAGCGUUGUCGUGGCUCGCAACGUUAUCCGGGCUGCUCAAGAAGCCAAAGUUGAUCGUGAGACUACUCUCCGAACGAUGGAUGAUGAAACUCUUGAUGCGUGGAUCAAGAGUCGCAUGUAUGACCCACACACUGAGGUUCAAUCUCUGGAGCGGGAAGUUGGCUCUAUCCUGUCUACCCUGGGUGCUCCUCAACAGUUUGUGAAUGGCUCUUCAGACGAGGCUAAGCUGUAA
Messenger RNA from Aspergillus nidulans FGSC A4, 1947 nucleotides. RefSeq names its product malate dehydrogenase (oxaloacetate-decarboxylating) maeA. Lineage: Eukaryota; Fungi; Ascomycota; Eurotiomycetes; Eurotiales; Aspergillaceae. Bases 1 to 1947 code for a protein of 648 amino acids. The transcript is spliced from 6 exons. The record is from RefSeq and is a predicted model, not a curated record. Gene Ontology annotation, molecular function: oxidoreductase activity, acting on the CH-OH group of donors, NAD or NADP as acceptor; NAD binding; malic enzyme activity.